This is a messenger RNA of Lytechinus variegatus (green sea urchin), 2266 nucleotides long. Its product is annotated as angiopoietin-1 receptor-like. The record is from RefSeq and is a predicted model, not a curated record. Lineage: Eukaryota; Metazoa; Echinodermata; Echinoidea; Temnopleuroida; Toxopneustidae. The coding region runs from base 1 to 1770 and encodes 589 amino acids. The transcript has 11 exons. Gene Ontology annotation, molecular function: protein binding.
AUGGGGAGUUCAUCAUUUGUUUCCGAUGUUUGUGAAGCCGAUUAUUACGGCGAGGACUGCACUUUUAAAUGUCACUGUCUGAACGGAGCACCAUGUAACAAAUCCACUGGGGAGUGUCAAAACGGACUCUGCGCCAGGAACUUUGCCACCUACGAUGGGACUCCUGAGUGCCAAGCAUGUAAAGGGUUUUCUUACGGCUUCAACUGCUCCCAGGAAUGUCAUUGUGAUGAAGAAGCUUGUGACCUGAAACUAGGACGUUGCAAUGGAAAAUGCCUCAAGAACUGGUUGCCACCAAAUUGCGUACGAGGCGUGUCUCGGCUCACCACCAACCCUAAGGUGAACCCUGGCCAACCUUCAAACAUUACAUGCCAUGUCUAUGGGGAUCCUCCUCCGAGUUUCGACGCUAUUUAUCUGACCAGUGACUUGGGCAAAUCGAGCAGUACCGCUACCGGUAUCGUAUCCCGGAGCGUGGCGGUUACCGGUUCCGAGACCGUCAUUGUCUUCGACGUCGCGGCGAUCGAGGAAGGAGAGGUGUUUUCGUGCUUGUUGGCCGAGGAGAGUCAGAUCGCCAUUCUGGAAGUGGAAUCAAGUACUUACGAUUUACCCGUCAUUUCCAAGCCACUCGAGGCUACGUUCAUCGGCACGCACGAGAUCACUGUUGAAUGGGAACCAUGGCAGCCAGAUAUAGAUGAGGGAGACGUCCCGCUAACUGAAUACAUAGUCAUAUACCACAAUAUGACGUCACCGGAUGACUGGAUGGAAGCGGUUAGUGUGACCCCGGAUCAGAACUUUACCGCGUCGAUUACCGGGCUGCGGCCGGAUACAGAUUAUGAGUUUGCUGUUGCCGGAGUUCGAGCCGGACCGGGGGGAAUCGGUUUACCGGGUCCGGCUAUUAGAGUGACAACGCACUGCGAACGUCCAAACAUCCAUUCUUUCAACUUGACGGUGACCUCAACUGCAGCGAGUCAGAUUGAGCUGACUUGGGAGAAACCGGCAGAGAGCAAAUCCCGAUGUCGAAGUGGAUUCCAAACCUUCACGAUCGUAUACUCCAAAAGAGAUUCUCAAGACAACGAAACGCAGCUUGACGUGCCGUUCGCUGAUCCACCAAUGUACACCAUCGCUGACCUUGAAGUCUGUACCGAAUACGUCAUUCGCAUAGGAGCAUCAAAUAAAUUUUCUCACAGCGAAUUCAGUGAGCCGGUCAACGCUCAGACAACUGCGGAAGUCGUCCCUGCUCCUAAAGAUCUUAAGGUUACGGUUGUCACGCCCUCAGCGGUGACCCUACAAUGGUCCAUCCUGAACUCAACACAACCAUGUCAGAACAUCAGCGGAUAUGAAAUACUGUACAGAAGAACAUAUCCUAGACCAGAUAAAUUGGGCAAAGUCAUUGCUGUAGAGUCAAGUGAGAGGAAGGUGGAUUAUUCCAUUCAAAACUUAUGGCAGAAAACAAACUUCUCGAUUCAGGUUCGUGUUAUAAACGGAGCCGGUAAAGGUCCGUGGUCUCACGAGGUAUACACCCAAACAUUGGCAUAUCGACAUUAUCCUCAAGAACAGAGAUUAAUGAACGUCCCCAACAAAAACAGUGACGAUGUUCCUGACUCGGACAACCGGAGGAAAUAUCCAAGGUAUCUAUCUGGAAUACUUGCCGGGAUCGCCUUGAUUCUCAUCGCCCUUCUCAUCAUCGGUAUCAUCGUCUAUAGAAGGCGAAGGAGAAAGAUUCAAUCAACAGAGCCAGUUAUGACUUUAAAAAGUUUAGAAGUACAGGAGUAAAUGAAAGCGGCACAAUCAGGACACUUUCAGUUCCUCCAGUUUUUGACGUCUGGUGUGCGAAAUGGUGUGAGAAUGGGCAUUACUCAUACAGAUGAUGAUUAAACACAUUGUACAAUUUUUCUAGUGGAUUUUCAUGGAUAUCAUUCGAUCUUUGACAAUAUUUAUUAAAUGUGGACUUCCAUAUCAUUUUACAGCGAGUGGUGAUAAGCGUUCAGGAAUCUGUACGAUACCCUGCCAAUUUAUAGGCACGUGCAUGUAAAAAAGAUAAAAUUGUGAUCUUUAAAGAUCUUAAAUGGUUGUUGGGCACUGCAACCAUGGUAGUUAACCAUGCUAAUUACCAUUGGAUGGAAAUGUUUAUAAUGGCGCUUUUAGGCAACGGACCUCAACGACUCGUCCAGAAAAUCCUAUCCUUUCAUAUUGGAAUCAUCAGCUUUUCUUGGAGCUUUAUUCAUACCGUCUUUAAGGAAAGCAUCCUUGAGAUAGUGUCUAGUUUCUG